AAUAAAACACAACAGCAAGAAAAACAACAGCAAAGUGUUGAAAUGGACUCGUCGCUGCAGCUGUAUAAAAUAAAUUCCAAAUGUCUUCCGGAAUAAAUUGUCGUGAAAUUUUCGUAUUUUUGGAAAUUUUAAUUUGGAACCAAAGGGAUCACCAAAAGAAGAGAAAUCAACAACAACCACAACAUAAUAAUAAAAAGCAGCAACAGCAACAGCAACAGCAGCGAUUUAACAGCAACAAUGACAGUGGUCAGCAGCAACAACAACAACAACAGCUUGACAACGCAGUGAAAGUGUUAAAGUGUAAAAUUAAAAAUAAUAAUCACAAAAGUUUUAGCAAUAACAGCAGCUGCAACAACAUCAGCAUCAGCGUUAGCGGCGGUAGUCAAAGCGAUUGUAGCUGCAGCCAAAAAAUCAACAAUUAUCAGCAAAGCGCUGGUCAUUGUCAGCGGCAACAGCAGCAGCAACAACAACAACAACCACAACAACAGCAUUUAAAUUAUUUCCAGCAACAGCAGCAGCGGAAUAACGCCAAAAGCAACAACAACAACAAUAAUACGCAUUUAAAUCAUUUCAAAUUGUUGCAAAAUCAUAUGAAAAACGCACCACGCAAAACCUGCACAAGCGUCCAGCAAUAACAACCACAGCAGAAAAAAAGAGACGAGAAAAGCAUAAAAAAUAAUUUUUGGCGAAAAAAGAAAUUUCAACGCUUUCAAAGGGGAAAUAAAAAUUAAGAAAUUUCUAUUCACAAAACAAAGAAAUUCCGCCAGCUCGGCGCAGCGAGCAGGCGCCCAAGCGGCAUGCGUGCGUGAGUAGGUGUGUGUAUUUGGUGAAAGCGAGAGAGAGAGAGAGAGAGAGAUAUUUAUAGAGAGAGAGCGCGAACAAAAGCUGAGUUAAAAAAGAGAAUUAUUAAAAAACACUAAACUUAAAGCGCAUUGUUGCUGUAAGCGUGGCAUUUGUACUCAUAAUUUCCAAAGGCAAAGCGAGUAAAUUAAUUUUUGAAAAGGAAAAAGUUAUUUUUUAACUUAUAAGCAACAGCACAAGCAACUGCAAUCAGCGUGUAACGAGUGACUACCAGCGAGUGACGAGUUGCAGUUUAUUGCGUAAAACGUCGCCUGAAAAGUUGACUACGAGUAACGAGUAACGAGGAACGAGUGUGGCAAUUAAUUGCUUGCAACGUUGCCUGAACUUGUUUAUUGCAAACAUUGAGUUGGCUUUUAUGUUUAGUAAACGAUUGAUGGAUUGACCGACGAAUUUAAAGAUUGUUUGUUUCUUAUUUUACGCUAA
Messenger RNA from Rhagoletis zephyria (snowberry fruit fly), 1284 nucleotides. RefSeq lists its product as uncharacterized. NCBI's taxonomy places the organism in Eukaryota, Metazoa, Arthropoda, Insecta, Diptera, Tephritidae. The record is from RefSeq and is a predicted model, not a curated record.